Molecule: messenger RNA, 4681 nt
Organism: Pyrgilauda ruficollis (rufous-necked snowfinch)
Lineage: Eukaryota; Metazoa; Chordata; Aves; Passeriformes; Passeridae
Gene: SLC41A1
Product: solute carrier family 41 member 1
Exons: 11
Coding region: 894-2423 (509 amino acids)
Biological process (GO): monoatomic cation transport
Cellular component (GO): plasma membrane
Molecular function (GO): monoatomic cation transmembrane transporter activity
Source: RefSeq, a predicted model, not a curated record
AGCCGCGGGUGCGCAGCGGGAGCGGAGCGAGCGGCACCGGGCGGUACCGGCACCGCGGGGACACGGUACCGCACCGCGGGGCACGGCAGCGGCACCGCGGGGACACGGGCGGCGGUGACAGGCGAGUUCUUGGAAAGCCACGUUGGAUGCCAGGCUGUCCAAAUGCCAGCCCCCACCCGGCAGCCUGCCCAGCUCCGUGAGUAACCUUCGGUGGGAGCUGCUGUUACUGCGAGUAAGAACCGCGCUCGCCUCGUGCUGCUGGGGGAGAAAUUCUGCUGGGGAGGAGGAGGAGGAGGGCGGCAGUGACACUCGAGCCUGCUGGAAUCGCUGGCUGUUCUGGCGGGAAGCCCGCAGGAGCCUUCAGCCUGGAGUUCUGCAGAGGGACGGUGCCGCUGGAGGAAGUGGCAAAGCCCUGGCAGCGAGAAGAGCCUGAGUGGGAUCAUGUCUAAAAGCCAGUGCUCUCCUUCAGUGUUCCUUUAAGCUUCUGCGUCCUUCAGUUCAUCUGGUUUUCCCUCACUUCAUCUGGUUUUCCCUGUGCCCCAUCCCAUCUGCUGGAAGAAACCUGGGAGAAGAUGCGCUAAGACAUCUCGGGAGGAGAGCUGGGAUCCUGCCUGGGCGGCUGCCGCAGCACACGGCGCUGGAGGGGAGCAGAGCCAGAGGGAAUCGCUGCCCUGCCCAGCUCCUGCCGUGUCCCUGUCCCCGGGCGCUGCUGGAUGGGGAUCUCUGCUGCAGGAGCAGGCUCCGCACUCCCGGGCGGGCGAGCAGGGCUGGCACAGCUCACCCCUAGAUGCUGGGAAGGCCGUGUGGAUAAGCUGCUGGCAGAAGAUCCCUCCUGGAGCAGCUGCUGGCUGUAGGCCCACCGAGCCAAGGGUCAGAGGAGCGUGUCCUGCAGCAUGACUUCCACGCUGGAGCACAAGGAGAACCCCCAGGCCAACGGGGCCGUGGUGCCCGGGGACUGCCUGGCCAGCCCGGGCUGCGGGCAGCCCGCGGAUUUCCUGCGGCCCGAUGGCACCGGGGUGGAAGUGGUGGUGCUGGAGUCCCGUGCCAACGCCAAGGGGGUGAGGGAGGAGGAUGCCCUGCUGGAAAACGGCAGCCAGAGCAACGAGAGCGAUGACACCAGCACGGACCGGGGGCCCGAGCCCCCCUCGCCCCUCAAGGAGACCUCGUUUUCCAUCGGGCUGCAGGUGCUGUUCCCCUUCCUGCUGGCAGGCUUUGGCACGGUCGCUGCUGGCAUGGUGCUGGACAUCGUGCAGCACUGGGAUGUCUUCAAACACGUCACUGAGGUGUUCAUCUUGGUUCCUGCUCUGCUGGGGCUGAAGGGGAACCUGGAGAUGACCCUGGCAUCCCGCCUGUCCACAGCUGCUAAUAUUGGCCAAAUGGAUACACCCAAAGAGCUCUGGAAGAUGAUUACAGGGAACAUGGCUCUGAUACAGGUCCAGGCCACCGUGGUUGGCUUCCUGGCCUCGAUUGCAGCCGUGGUGUUUGGGUGGAUCCCAGAUGGGCACUUCAGCAUGGACCACGCUGUGCUGCUGUGUGCCAGCAGCGUGGCCACUGCCUUCAUUGCCUCCCUGGUCCUGGGCAUGAUUAUGAUUGGGGUGAUCAUUGGCUCCAGGAAGAUGGGAAUCAAUCCUGACAACGUGGCCACGCCGAUCGCUGCCAGCCUGGGGGACCUCAUCACCCUGGCUCUGCUCUCAGGGAUCAGCUGGGGCUUGUACAAGGAGCUGGAGAGCAGAGCCUACAUGAACCCCUUGGUGUGCGCCUUCUUCCUGUCCCUGCUGCCCAUCUGGAUCAUCAUUGCCAGGAAGAAUUCUGCCACGAGGGAGGUGCUCUACUCGGGCUGGGAGCCUGUCAUCAUCGCCAUGGCCAUCAGCAGCGUCGGGGGGCUGAUUUUGGACAGGACGGUGUCGGACCCCAACUUUGCUGGGAUGGCAGUUUUCACCCCAGUCAUCAAUGGUGUGGGUGGCAACCUGGUGGCCGUGCAGGCCAGCCGCAUCUCCACCUACCUGCACAUGAGCGGGGAGCCCGGAGACAGCCCUGGGACAGCCCCUCGGAAGUGCCCCAGCCCCUGCAGCACCUUCUGCGGCUCAGACGUGAACUCCCGCUCUGCCCGCGUGCUCUUCCUCCUGGUGGUGCCCGGGCACUUGGUGUUCCUCUACACCAUCCACUCCAUGCAGGGGGGACACACCACGCUCACCCUCAUCUUCAUCGUGUUCUACAUGACAGCAGCGCUGCUCCAGGUGCUGAUCCUGCUCUACAUCGCUGACUGGAUGGUGCACUGGAUGUGGGGCAGGCACCUGGACCCCGACAACUUCUCCAUCCCGUACCUGACAGCCCUGGGGGACCUGAUUGGGACAGGGCUGCUGGCCCUCAGCUUCCACGUGCUCUGGCUCAUCGGUGACCGGGACUCUGAUGUUGGGGAUUAAAUCUCCCUGCUCCUCCCUUCCCACAGCUCUCCUCCUUCCAUUUGUUGUUUCUUUGCUUCCCCCUCCUGCCACCGCCCUGGAAGAUUUCACCUUUGAUACUGGAUUCUCAUUAUUUUCAAUGGGAAUUUUACCUGGUUUAUAUUUCAAGCCGAGUUUGUACAGAAGAAUCUACCUAGUUUUGGGAAGGACAAACAAACAAACAAAAAGUGUAACGAGACAAUCACUAAGUGCAAUUUUCGUAGCAGUUAUGUCUGAACCAAGGUUCCAGAGAAGUUCCUGCCCGGUCAGAUCCUGCAGGGAGCCCCCCCUGCCCCUCCCUCGAGGUUGAAGUGCUGCUUUUUUCGCUUCAUAAGCGUUUUAAACCCUGCGGGUGGAGCUCGGGUGUGUUCAGCUGAGCUGGCACCUUCCAGCCAAGCACAGCCCGUGGCUCAGGGCACGGGGUGCCCCUGCCUUGGCUCUCUGAAGCUCCAGCCUGGGCCCACACCCAAAAACGGGGCGUGUCUGUGAGGGGGAUGAGGAGGAUGGUGAGGAAGGCUCCUGUGUUCACCCCAGGAAUGCGAGUGAGCUCAUCUGGGACCCCCAGCCCCUGGCUGGGCUCUGCUGGCACCUCAGGCUCCCUUUUGCCACCCACCCCAGGCUGCAGCACGCUGCUCCUGCCUUGGUGAGCCCAGCUCAGCUGCUCUGAGCCUCACCCAGAGGGGCUGGGAGCUCUCCCCACCCAUCACCAUCAUCAUCAUCAUCACCAUCUCCAUCCCACUGCCAGAGAUCUCUGCAGGCCCUGCUGGAGCCCUCCUGGUGCUGCUCCAUUUCCCUGGCUCUCCUCAGUGCAGCUGACGUUCCCAGAGGGGUGGAUGGACAAACAUCCCCUGGGUUUUGUGCCCAGCUUUCCUUUUGGCUGCUGAGGGCCCCUUGCAGGCAGGAAAAGCCACCCAGCAGCUGCCCCAGCUGAGCCUGGGGUGCUCCCAGCUGGGCAGGAGCAUUUUGCUCCUGGUGUCUGUUAGGGAAGGACGUCCUUGGGAUUUCUCUGCCAGCUGGAAAGCGGCUGGAAAUGCAGAAUCACAGGAGCCCUGGCUCUUGGAGCAGGAACAGGAACCUCCUGCCCUUGUGUAAAAUCUGGGACUGGGGCUCAGCCCAGCUGGGAGGCCCUGGCUGAGCCCUGGGAGUGCAGGGUUCCUCCUCUGCUGCUUCCCCUCCUGCUUUUUGUGCUCUUCACCUCAGGGAAUUCCUGCUCUUCCCCUUAGGCCAUGCUGGGAGGGCAGCAAAACCAGAGGGGCAAACCAAGACCAAAGUUAGUCCAGGCUCGUUGUGCCAGGCCAGGAUCUGGGAGCAGAGCUGGGCCUGGCUGCAGAUGAUGCUGUUGGGAAGGAGGGUCAGGAUGGAAUUCUGGAAAUCCAAGGAGCACAUGGAGCCAAGCCAGGGCUCCUGGCUGCUCCUGCCCUCUCUGGAGCUCUGCAAACCCUUCCCUGCUGCUGGAGGUGGGCAGGAGGCAGGGCUGGCUGCUCCCCAGAAGAGCAGGUGUUGUAUUUUUGAGGUGAUUUUCCCCUUUUUCCCCUUGCUAAUCCAGCAUCAGGCUCAGUCCCCCUCCUCCUGUGUCCGUGUCCCGUGUGGGAGCAGCUCUGAUCCUCCUCUGUCCCCUCUGGUGACAUUUCUCAGCUCUCCUUUGGCCAAAGCUGUGCUCAAAGGAAAAAACCCAACCACAAAACAAAGCCUGUCCCUGCUGUGCUGAGCUCUCAGCCCAGGGAAUCCUGGAUGUUUUCUGGAAUAUUUUCUGGAAUAUUCUCAGCUGCUCACCUGAUUUCUCUGCCUGAUGCUGAGGAUUAAAUGCAAGAUUUCCUUCCAUUAACACUACAGCUUUUAUGGAUAUAAAGAGAAGCUCUGCUGGCCUUUCUGGUGUCACAUCACCACUUAAUCCCCCAGGAAAAGAUUCCCUAGGGGAGGAAUCUGCCCCUCAUGGCUGGGGGUUGUGGGGCUGGGGGCGUCUGUACAUUAAAUAUGGUCAGAGGUGUGCUUGGGGAAUGGUCAGGGAAGAAUUUAAUUUAAAAGUGAGGAGUAUUGAUGGAAAAAAACCAGAAACAAGCCUCUUCCCACUGGUUGCACUCCAAUGCAUGCCUACUCUACAGCUGCCUGCAGAUGAAAAUCCUGGUUUACUCUUUUAUCAAAGGAAAAAGACUGUCUUAAUUAUUUAUAGUUCCUAUAACUGACAGAUGUCGACCUAAUGGAUAAAUUAUAUUUGGUUAAAUAAAGAUGACAUUUAUUUA